This is a messenger RNA of Branchiostoma belcheri (Belcher's lancelet), 1536 nucleotides long. Its product is annotated as gastrula zinc finger protein XlCGF8.2DB-like. Gene Ontology annotation, biological process: regulation of transcription by RNA polymerase II. The transcript is spliced from 2 exons. The record is from RefSeq and is a predicted model, not a curated record. NCBI's taxonomy places the organism in Eukaryota, Metazoa, Chordata, Leptocardii, Amphioxiformes, Branchiostomatidae. Gene Ontology annotation, molecular function: DNA-binding transcription factor activity, RNA polymerase II-specific; RNA polymerase II transcription regulatory region sequence-specific DNA binding. Gene Ontology annotation, cellular component: nucleus. The coding region runs from base 302 to 1273 and encodes 323 amino acids.
AUUCAGAAUAUUUCCAGUUUUUCUGCCCUGAAAUCGCGUUGGAUGCCUUCAAGCUAUUGUUGGGAAAUGAUAUAGUAGAGUGUUUCGAGAAUCAGACUGCAACGCUGCUCAAACAGGGUAAUCGGACAGUUACUGUUUUAUUUGGGUAACCAGGCGGAAGUAUUUGACCUUUCACCUGCGAAAGCGAUUUUCCGCCAUUUUGGGUCCGCCAUUUUGUCCAGGGGCAGGAAGAUAGUUUUUUUUCUGAAAUCUGAGCCGAUUCAGCGCUUUACCGACCCUACAACAACAGAAACACACAGAAAUGGCUGAGAGAAGCUGUGAGAUUCCUCUGCGAACAGACAAACACUACAAAUGUGACCAGUGCGACUAUUCUACUGCACAGAAAGGCCAAUUGAACCGACACACGGCUAAACACUCUGUACACAAACCCUACAAAUGUGACCAGUGCGACUAUUCUGCUUCAGAGAAACGCGAUUUAGCCGAACACAUGUACAAACACACUGGAGACAAACCCUACAUGUGUGAGGAGUGUGGAUACAGGACAGCUUACAGACGUAACCUCUCAGUACAUAUGAGAAAACAUACUGGAGACAAACCCUACAAAUGUGACCAGUGUGACUACUCUACUGCACAGAAAUUCAAUUUGGACCGACACGUGGCCAAACACACUGGAGACAAACCCUACAUGUGUGGGGAGUGUGGAUUCAGGUCGGCUGACAGGCGUAACCUAUCCAGGCACAUGACAACCCAUACUGGUGAGAAACCCUACAAGUGUGACCAGUGUGACUAUUCUGCUGCACAGAAAUUCAAUUUGGAACGACACAUGGCUAAACACACUGGAGAAAAACCCUACAUGUGUGGGGAGUGUGGAUUCAGGAUGGCUGACAGGUCCGACCUAUCCAGACAUAUUUGGACUCAUACAGCUGAGAAACCCCACAAAUGUGACCAGUGUGACUAUUCUGCUGCACGGAAAGCUGAUUUAAACCAACACAUGGCUAAACACACUGGGGAAAAACCAUACAAAUGUGACCAGUGCGACUAUUCUACUGCACAUAAAGGCCAUUUAGCCGAACACAUGUUUAAGCACACUGGAGACAAACCCUACAUGUGUGGAGAGUGUGGGUACAGGACAGCUGACAGGUCUACUCUAUCCAAACACAUGGCUAAACACACAGGAGAAAAACCCUACAAGUGUGGGAAGUGUGGAUUCAGGACGGCUUACAGGUUUGCUCUCACCCGACAUAUGAGGACCCAUACUGGUGUGAAACCAUAGUAACCAGUGGGACUAUUCCACCACAUAUAAAGUCUAUUGAGCCACACAAAUGGCUAAACAUACCGGAGCCAAACUGUAUAAAUGUUUGGGGAGUGUGGACGCAGGACAGCUUUUAGGCCUAACCUAUCUUCAUACACAAAGCCCCUGCUGUACUUAGUGGCAGUGAGUUCCACAAUGUUAUACAUGUACUAUAUACUAGUAGUUCAAAAGGACUAUAACUUUAGUAUUAGGUAACUAUGUACUAUAUAGCUUGGUAUUAGUUC